GCCCCCAGCCAGUUAUUGGGUACUCCAUUAGGUUCAGAUGUACAGCUCGAAUGUCAUGUUGAGGCAUCGCCUUCACCAGUUUCCUAUUGGUUAAAAGGUGUACGCACCCCUAGUGGAUUUGCAAGUGUGUCAAGUUCCAAUGUUGAAUCAGGCCAACCGGGUCCAGAAAUGUUGUUGGAUGGGCCGAAAUAUGGAAUAACAGAGAAGCGUGACGGUUACCGUGGUGUCAUGUUGCUUGUUGUGCGCUCAUUUUCAGCCUCUGAUGUAGGCACUUAUCAUUGUGUAAGCACAAAUUCUUUAGGGAGAGCUGAAGGUACAUUAAGACUAUAUGAAAUAAAAUUGCAUCCUGGGGCUUCGUCAAUAAACGAUGAUCAUCUUAAUUAUAUUGGAGGAUUAGAGGAAGCGGCGCGUGGUCCAGCGCAAUCACACAACAUUUCUCGUAGCUAUCUACAAUUGACGUUUUUGCAGCUUUCAUUUUUGUUGUUGUGCAAUAAAAUCUAUUAUAUGGAAGUAUACAUCACAAGAUGAUGCAAUGUUUUAACAAAGUAAAAACAUAUGCCAUAAGAUUUUUAAUGGUGCGAAAUUUUGGUUUAUUAAUAUGAAGAGUGCAUAGACAAGACGUAAACACUGUCAAUAUGAGAACAACUGCUAUUUUUUGUAACUAUAAUUUUAAAAUAAAAUUUUUAUUCGUAUAAUAUAGUCAUAUCUUUACUUAAGUCAUUACUUAAGUUUAAGUUGAUUAAAUAUGAAUAUGGCAUGAAUUAAAUGAACUCAGCAUAAGCAAACACAAAUGUACUAGAACGGCAAUGCAAAAAUGUCACAUCAAUUGUAACAAUUCUAUACAAAUUUAAUCAAAUGCAUUAAAUAUCUCGAACGAAUUGGAUAAUUAUAAACAUAAAUAAAAAACUGUUCUAAUAUCGUUAAAAACUAAAUAAAUAAUUAA
Messenger RNA from Teleopsis dalmanni, 943 nucleotides. RefSeq lists its product as uncharacterized. The transcript is spliced from 5 exons. Lineage: Eukaryota; Metazoa; Arthropoda; Insecta; Diptera; Diopsidae. Bases 169 to 528 code for a protein of 119 amino acids. The record is from RefSeq and is a predicted model, not a curated record.